Molecule: messenger RNA, 1563 nt
Organism: Phlebotomus argentipes
Lineage: Eukaryota; Metazoa; Arthropoda; Insecta; Diptera; Psychodidae
Product: S-methyl-5'-thioadenosine phosphorylase
Exons: 2
Coding region: 513-1337 (274 amino acids)
Biological process (GO): nucleoside metabolic process
Cellular component (GO): cytosol
Molecular function (GO): S-methyl-5-thioadenosine phosphorylase activity
Source: RefSeq, a predicted model, not a curated record
ACGAUUCAGCGCGCAAUUCGACCGACAGCCGGACGGAUUGAGUGAGAUUUUGCAUGUUAGAAUACAGGAAAUCAACACCAAAUCAAAUAAAAGACGCAAUUAACAGCGAAUUAGAGCCAAUUUGUCGUGCUCAAAAGCUGCAAUACCUAUAGUGAAUGUGCUUCGGGAAAAUCUCAAGAUUUACUUAAUUAUCGUUUGUCAUUUCUGUAUAUUCAGGAUUUGCUAAAUUUUUCCUGGAUUAUCUGACUUACAUCAAAAUGCAGAACUUCCAAAUAGACUCAUUCUCAUUGGUUCCGUAUGGAAAAUUACACGGAAACUAAUAAAAGUGGUAAUCAUUGAUAAAGUGCCAGCAGAAAUUGCCCUCGUUCGAUAUUGCUCGAUUACAAUAGCUGUGCACUUGAGGCGAGCAGCAUUGAAGGCCGAAUCAUUGCCUCGCCGGACUCUCAAGUGUUGUGACUUAUCAUCGUGCACGAGCACAGCGCGUUUUUCACAGCAGUUUCGUGAGUGUGAAGAUGAGCAAGACUCCCGUGAAGAUUGGCAUCAUCGGCGGUUCGGGUCUCGAUGACCCGGACUUGCUGGAGAAGCGCGAGGAGAAGUUCGUCACGACGCCCUUCGGUGAGCCAUCGGACGCACUGAUUGAGGGCCAGAUCCGCGGUGUGAGCUGCGUGCUCCUGGCGCGCCACGGCCGGAAGCACAGCAUCAAUCCCACGAACGUCAACUACCGCGCCAACGUGUGGGCCAUGAAGAUGCUGGGCUGCACGCAUCUGGUGGUGACAUCGGCCACGGGGUCGCUACGUGAGGAAGUGAAGCGCGGCGACAUCGUCAUCCUGGACGGCUUCAUCGAUCGCACGACGAAGCGCCAGCUGAGCUUCUUCGACGGCCAAGAGGGCCAUCCGGCCGGCGUCUGCCAUGUGCCCAUGCAUCCGGCCUUCUGCGAGCGCACGCGCCAGGUGCUGAUCGACAGCGCCCGGGAGCUUGGCGUGCCCGUGCACGAGCGCGGCACCGUUGUGACCAUCGAGGGUCCGCGUUUCUCCACGCGCGCCGAGAGCGAGAUGUUCCGCUCCUGGGGCGCCCACCUCGUCGGCAUGACGCAGGUGCCCGAGGCGCCGCUGGCCAAGGAGGCCGGCCUGCUCUACGCCACCGUCGCCAUGGUAACGGACUACGAUUGCUGGAAGGAUAGCGAGUGCGUGUCCACCGGAGACGUGCUCAAGACCUUCCAGGCGAACGUGUGGAAGGUGAAGAAUAUCCUCGUGGACGCCGUGACGAAGAUCGCCGAGCAGGACUGGACAGAAAUCGUCCGCGCGGCCAAAGAUCUCGUCUCAUCCAACAUCAUGUAAGCUCGAGAGUGUCUCUUAUCAGACAGCGAUAAGAACUGGAGAGGCUGACGAGCGCGACAACUUCCAUAGUCAGAUGGGCCAUAAAAACAGUAAAUCUUGCUGGAUAAGCUUCUCAGGGCUGAUUAAGCUUUCUAUCUUUACAAAAUAAACUGUCUCGAGAUAAUAAUAUCGACUUUGGCAAAUGCUGAGACAUCUAAAAGACAUCAAUAAAUCCUAUAAAUCGAAA